This is a messenger RNA of Neocloeon triangulifer, 3792 nucleotides long. It is a transcript of the gene Cc2d2a, whose product is annotated as coiled-coil and C2 domain-containing protein 2A. The record is from RefSeq and is a predicted model, not a curated record. The transcript is spliced from 19 exons. Gene Ontology annotation, biological process: non-motile cilium assembly; protein localization to ciliary transition zone. The coding region runs from base 1 to 3792 and encodes 1263 amino acids. Lineage: Eukaryota; Metazoa; Arthropoda; Insecta; Ephemeroptera; Baetidae. Gene Ontology annotation, cellular component: ciliary transition zone.
AUGGAAGAGGCCGUGCAAAAAAGUCGCCGAUCUCUGAAUGCUAAGGACGAAGCUGAGCCUCCCGAGAGCCCUCCUCAUGUCACCAAUUUGCAAGAGCUCUUGGGUGCCUCUGCCUCUGUGGCCGAAUUUAAAGAGGCCAGUCCGGAAAAUGUGGCCGAUUUGUCGCAAAUCCUUUACUACCCUUCAUCACAAGCAGUGGUAACGGAGGAAAAAUUGGGGUCGAGUGGCCGGGUCAGAUUUCUGGAGGAAGAGGGAAUUUAUGUGCCAACUUUGCCGAACGUGAGGUGGAAGAUGAGGAGCAAAAUGGAGAGACGUCUCGUGACGGAUAAUCCGGCUAACAACAAAUGGUUUCAAGAAGAUGGAGAACUAAAAAGUUGCGAGGAGGAAAUGCUUGACAAUCCCGUCAGACCGAAUUUUGACGAAGAAAAUAUCACAAUUGGCACCAUUUUCAAAGACUGCAACCAAGAUAUUGAAAGUUUCAUCCCUUCAAGCGACACAAUGAUCCUGCUCGAACUGCAGCUGAACAGUUUGCACUUCACGCAGCAUCCGCUCUUCACCAACGAGCAUUCCUUGGCACAAAGGUUGACGGAGACGUUCUAUUGCUACCAGAAAAAGUUGGCAGCCAGGUCGUUCGAACGGAUGUCAAAAAGGUUGACAGCUUUGAGACAUGCAUACGAAUUGCUGCGCAGUAAAAAAGAUGAAGAAAUGCAAGAAAAAAUAAAACGUUACGAGUUGGAAAUAAAAGACUUGCGGACCACAACUUUACUGGAAGGUGCCGCCGAAAGAUCAGUUUUGUCCGCAGUCCUCGCCGUUUGGCAGGAAAUGCAAGAUUUGAGGGAAAGGCAAGGAUUUGUUGGGUGCCCUACUAAACUCACAGUUAAUCAGGGCACUGUUUCUGAUGGGCGAAGGAAAAGAGAGGAAAAAAUUUGGAAGGAAACUCUGAAACAAAUAGUUCGCGAACUACGCAGAGAGAAAACGGAGGAGGAAAAUGAAGAGAGUGAAGGUCCUGAUCUGGUCGAAAAAGCUGCUAAACUGCUAAAGGAGUCUUUAAAGCCUCCUGGAGAACCUGAAAUGACACUUCUAUUGACGCAAGAUCUUGAAAUUAGCAGCGAUGCAAGAAGCCUUAAGGCUCAGAAUCGUCUUCAAAACCACUUGCAACGCCAAAAAAUCUGUCUCAAAGUUUUGUACAACAACAGUGAAGUUUGCCAAACCAUGCCUUAUGUUUUGGAUAGCCAGACUUUCAGUUUUGAAAUGGGCAUAAUGCUGCCACUUUCUGCAGUGCAUUGGCCGCAAAAUUUCAGCAUCCAAAUUUUGGAGCAAUCUGCCAUCAAAAGAACAAUUCUAUCAGAGGUUAGUUUACCAUUGCCCGAAAAAGGAUGUACGCGAGAAAUGGCUCAAGUGGAAAAAGUAUUUUUCGGAAGCGAAACACAUUCAGGGUACGUGUUGUGCAAAACGGGCUGGGGCAGCGACGCCGAAGGAAAUUUGCACCAACCAAGUGGUCGUUUUUGGGAAACAAGCUGUACUGUUUCGACUCGAAAAGUGCCAAAAUCUUCCGAGGAACUACAGGUUUGGAUAGACAGAUCACGUAUCGAUCCAAACAAUCCUGCAAACAGUGAAAUCAUUUCCAAAGCUAAGGAACACGCCUUGGACGAUUCAAGCGCAGACCCUUUAACGUCAGACUUGAAUUUUUGCACUGAGGCAGAAUUCAGAGAAGGCGACGCCAGGUUAAAAAUUUUGGAAUUGAGAGAACAGGGUCACCCUGGUUUUUGCAACAUGAAAAUGGUGCCAAUAAACGCGAGGGAACUUCCAGAAGGACUUUUAAAAGAAUUGAAAGAGCGGAAUUGGCAGCAGUCACGCCAGUCAAAUUUCAUUGAGGAGGAAGCAGACGAUUCUUUGGCGAAUCACAGGGCGUGGGCCUUGAACUCGAUUCGAGAAAUCAAAGAAAAGAUUCAGAGACAAGGACGACUUUCGAGUAGAAGGAAAACGAUGAGAGAACUUGUGACUGAAGAUUUAGUUCCAGACAUAGGAACUUUGGGCCUCACACUGAUGGCGUGGUUCCAACCGUCGCGGCCUUUGCGUCCGAUGCGAAAACCGCGGCCGCACGUUGCCCUGCCGGGCACCACUGCCCUCAGCACCACUUUGAUCAUCAACGUCGUGAGCGCCCUGCAGGUGCCGACGCGCAAAGAUCUCGACCUGGAGCCCUCUUCUGCAGGGGCCUUCUUCGAGUCAAGUCCCACCAACGCCACUUUUAACACGGUCGCCGUUCGGCCCUUUGUGGAGGUCAGUUUUAAGGGUGCGACCGCCAGAACGAGGGCUGCCGAAGGUGCAAAUCCAACGUGGAAUAGUGAACUGCAAAUUCCCAUACAAGAGGAGGUUUUUGAUCACGAUUUGAUCAGCAUUCGCCUAUUUGACGAAAUAGUUGUUGACGUUUUGGAUGACGAAAGGUUGCGGGACAUUGACGUUCACACAAGACAUGAGAAAGCGUGGCUCGGCGCGAUAAACAUUCCUUUUUCCGCCGUCCAACGAACUUCAAAGAUCGACGGAACUUUUCCGUUGAAUAUGCAACAAUUAUUGCUUGGCUAUGAGCAAGAGGAGCAGAGCAGACAAUUUGGUCCACUUUUGGGUCCGUUGGAUUCGCCGAGGGGCUCGAGCUGCACUUUUCUCAAUUUUUUCGUCACCUUGCAGCCGCCCAUGGUUGCCACGGAACCAGAAACGACGGAGAGAUUAGAGUGUUUGGAGAGUAGCGCUCUAGAGAGUCACUUGGAAAACUGGAAUUCGCAAGUCACUGCUUUGUUCUCCGAUCGGAAAGUUCCGACUUUGGUCGCCACUUCAAAUGGAAAAACGGUUUGCGUGACGAGGUUAUUCCGACCUAUUAAUCCACCAGAAUUAAAAGAAAGUCACGGAAGAUCGUCAGCGGAAUUAGCGUCUCGUUUUGUUUCUCUCAUUCCUCGGACAAGUUCAAGCGUCUGUUUGUCAGCCGAAGAAAUUCUCAAACUUUGCUAUGGCGACAUUAUGUCAAAUGCGAUUCUUCUGACUUGUUUGUUACAAAGUCUGAAUAUGGAUGCAUGGCUUUUGGUCGGCUGGGGUUUUACAAGAGGGGCCGCGUACUUUGUCCUGACGAAAAACAAAGAGUCCCCGAACGAAAUGCUCAUAUGGGACAUUUGCACCGGCCAGAACUUCAAACUGGACGACCCUUUUUGUCCGGCAACCCUCGCUUGGGCCGUUGUAAAUCAUGAAAAUAUCUGGGCAAAUAUUCAAAGAGAAAGUGCGCCCCGCAGAAUGAGAUUCGAUUUGUCCCGUGCGUCCGACUGGCUGGCCGCUUUUGCACCGGCGAGCAUCGUGGCUGUGCCGGGGCCCGAAGCGGCCUUGCAACCGGAAACGGUGCAGUUCACCAGAACACCGGAAGACUCGUGUAAGGAGCUCGUUGCGCGUCUGGAAAGUUCGCUCAAGGACAACUUUAUGACCUGGAGAACCAAUCUCAGAACUCGAUGGAAUCGGCACUGCUGCUCUGUUUUAAGAAAAGUGCUUCCUAUUUUGGAGAACAGCGGCCACAGUAAAAAAGAGGCGAUGAGGGAACUUCAGCCUUUAAUCGCUGCACACAAGAUGAUUGGAUUUCCAUUGCACUUAACUUACGCCGACGACAAAGAGGUGAUCAGAACCCUUUUUUCUACACAACUUCACAGUUUGCGAGACGCAGAGAUUGAGUUCGGAAUUGCGGUGGCAGCCUUUCCUUACGUCAACAACGCAGUUUCCCUGUGGGUUUUCAUCGCAGCACUUUCCCACAGACGAUGA